CGGAACAUGGACCGCGCCCGCCUCUGGCUGGGGCUGCUGCUGCCCUUGGUGGCCGCGCUGGACUUCAGGUACCACCACCAGGCAGAGAUGGAGGCGUUUCUGAAGGCUGUCGCCCGAAACUACAGUUCCAUCACCCACCUGCACAGCAUCGGGAAGUCCGUGAGAGGCAGAAACCUGUGGGUUCUUGUUGUGGGGCGCUUCCCGAAGGAGCACAGAAUUGGGAUUCCGGAGUUCAAAUACGUGGCCAAUAUGCAUGGAGAUGAGACUGUGGGGCGGGAAAUGCUGCUCCAUUUGAUCGAGUAUCUGGUAACCAGCGAUGGAAGAGACCCUGAAGUCACGCAUCUGAUCAACAGCACCCGCAUACACAUCAUGCCUUCAAUGAACCCGGAUGGAUUUGAAGCUGUCAAAAAGCCCGAUUGUUUUUACAGUAAUGGAAGGGAAAAUAGUAACGACUAUGACCUGAAUAGAAAUUUCCCCGAUGCUUUUGAAUUGAAUAAUGUAUCAAGGCAGCCUGAAACGGUGGCCGUCAUGGAGUGGCUGAAAACAGAGACCUUUGUCCUCUCUGCAAACCUGCACGGUGGCGCCCUGGUGGCCAGUUACCCAUUUGAUAAUGGUGUUCCAGCAACUGGGACGUUACACUUCCGGAGCUUGACCCCCGACGAUGACGUUUUUCAAUACCUCGCUCAUACCUAUGCUUCAAAAAAUCCCGACAUGAAGAAGGGAGAUCAGUGUAAAAAUAAAAUGAACUCUCCUAACGGGAUUAUAAAUGGAUACUCUUGGUAUCCACUCAAAGGUGGAAUGCAAGAUUACAACUACAUCUGGGCCCAGUGUUUUGAAAUUACGUUGGAGCUGUCAUGCUGUAAAUAUCCUCCCGAGGAGAAGCUUCCAGUCUUCUGGAAUUUUAACAAAGCCUCACUGAUUGAAUAUAUAAAACAGGUGCACCUAGGUGUAAAGGGUCAAGUUUUUGAUCAGAAUGGAAAUCCGUUACCCAAUGCAAUUGUAGAAGUCCAAGACAGAAAGCAUAUCUGCCCCUACAGAACUAACAAAUUUGGAGAAUAUUAUCUCCUUCUCUUGCCUGGGUCCUACAUAAUAAAUGUCACGGUCCCUGGACACGACCCACACCUCACGAAGGUGGUUAUUCCAGGAAAAUCCCAGAACUUCAGUGCUCUGAAAAAGGAUAUUUUACUUCCAUUCAGAGGGCAGUUGGAUUCUAUCCCAGAAUCCAGUCCUUCAUGUCCUGUGGCUCCUCUGUACGGUGAUGUGCCAAGCCACUCGGCUGCAUCAAAGCCCAGUCUGUUCUUAUUUUUGAUGACUAUUUUUUACAUAUUGUUCAAGUAAAGCAAAACGUGAAACUCAACCCCCCUCGCCACCUGGAAUCGGGGAUCACUCACGCAGGUGACGGCAACUCUCACUCCUGUGGGAUCAAGACCGGAUAAACUCCACGGUCCCUCCCUGAGGAGAGAAACCCUGCAACAAGCAGUGUGGCGAUGGUGAAGGAAGACACCUACCUCUCAGCACUGCCCGCUCACACCUCGCCUUCCAGUUUCUCAGAAACUUGUAAGAAGUUAGACUUGAGAAGCAAAAAGGAAGCUCCUGCAAGAAAAAAAGGAGCAAAUUCUGUCGUCAGGGAGCCAGAUGAAUAUAGGCAAUGAAGAUGAACGUUCACUGAUCACCUGCUGUACUCAAGACCCUGCCAUGAGUGCCCCCUGUGAAGGGAGAGUGCCACGUAUAAUUAGUUCUCAGCA
Messenger RNA from Ceratotherium simum simum (southern white rhinoceros), 1745 nucleotides. It is a transcript of the gene CPM, whose product is annotated as carboxypeptidase M. The record is from RefSeq and is a predicted model, not a curated record. Gene Ontology annotation, biological process: protein processing; peptide metabolic process. NCBI's taxonomy places the organism in Eukaryota, Metazoa, Chordata, Mammalia, Perissodactyla, Rhinocerotidae. Gene Ontology annotation, molecular function: zinc ion binding; metallocarboxypeptidase activity.